UCCUCCAACUUGCAGGGGCGACGUCGUGGGUGGUUCUAACGAACGGCCAGCCGGGUGGAGAAAAGCUUGGGGUUCUGGGGUUUGAGGAGCCCUGGGACCUCCUUCUGAUCCUGACCCCCAGCAGCCCAAGCCUCCCGUGGGGUGGUCUAGGCGCAGCUGGAAUGCGCAGACCCCCCGGAACGCAGCUCUCCCCGGAGCGCGGGGGCGUCCUUGGAAAGUCCCAGGCCAACGACUCCUGCAGCCAUGUGCCCCUCGGGUAUCUUGGGGUUCGGCUACUCACGGCCAAACUCUGGGUCCCACCAGCACCGAGUGUGCGCGAGUAGCAGAUGGUCGAGCUGGACCUUCCUCCAAAAGGAGGCAAGAUGGCAGCUGGGCCAAAUGGGCACGAGGAGUUGGUGGGCAGCGCAUACCUGUUUGUGGAGUCCUCGCUGGACAAGGUGGUCCUGUCGGAUGCCUACGCUCACCCCCAGCAGAAGGUGGCUGUGUACAGGGCUCUGCGGGCUGCACUGGCAGAGAGCGGCGGGAGCCCGGAGGUGCUGCAGAUGCUCAAGAUCCACCGCAGCGACGCGCAGCUGAUCGUGCAGGUGCGGCUGUGCGGGCGCCAGCCCUGCGGCCGCUUCCUCCGCGCCUACCGCGAGGGGGCGCUGCGCGCCGCGCUGCAGCGGUGCCUGGCGGAGGCGCUGGCGCUGCCCUCGCUGCCCCUGCGGCUGGAGCUGCGCGCGGGCGCCGAGACGCUGGACGCCUUGCUGCUCGAGGAGGAGCGCUGCCUGAAUUGCAUCUUUGGCCAGAAGCCGGAUCGGCUCCGGGACGAGGAACUCCUUGAGCUGGAAGAUGCCCUUCGCAAGCUGUCGUGCGUCUCGGGGGGUCAGGUCGCUCCCGCCCCCUCGAAGCCCCUGACCCCCUCCCCGUCGGAGGAGAAGCGGCUGCCACCGCCCGCUGACCAGACUUUUCUGUUCCAGGGUCAGCCCAUAGUGAACCGGCCGCUGAGCCUGCAGGACCAGCAGAAGUUCGCAAGCUCAGUGGGCCUCAAAUGGCGCAAGGUGGGGCGCUCCCUGCAGCGCAGCUGUCGCGCGCUGCGGGACCCGGCGCUGGACUCCCUGGCCUACGAGUACGAGCGCGACGGGCUGUACGAGCAGGCCUUCCAGCUGCUGCGGCGCUUCGUCCAGGCCGAGGGCCGCCGAGCGACGCUGCAGCGCCUGGUGGAGGCGCUUGAGGAGAACGAGCUCACCAGCCUGGCGGAGGACUUGUUGGGUCUGGCAGAUCCGGACGGCAGCCCGGCCUAGGCUGUAUAAAGGACGGGGUGGCCAGCCAGUUGCCCGGCGUUUGGAGCAUCUGUAUGAUGGUGGAACAUGGGUCCCUUCUGCUGCUACUGCUGACCUGUCCAUCCACCAGUCUCUGGGCCCACACUGACCCCCCACUUACCUGAUCUGCUGGAGCUCCUGGGCAGUUGCUCAUGUUCCCCAGGAGUCGGACAGACACCCACCGGAUCUGCUGGGGGCUCCACUGGGCCAGCCCCGGAUACUUUAAUAGAGACGGAGAACCCAGGGGACGUGUGGCAUAUUGGCCUCACCCUCUCACCUGAGGGGAGGGGCUCCUGCCAGCCCUUACCUCGCAUAAUUGAAGAUUUCUCAUUAAGCACCUGCUGGGCGUAAGCAUUUGCCCCCAGUUCAGAUGGUGUGGGACCUCAGACAUUAAACAACAGUAAUAAAAUAUUAUGGUUUUUGAUGUGAAAAAUAUAAGAAGUCGGAAGCAAUGAGUAGGGGCCUCCCUCAGGCUCGGGGUCAGGCUUCCUGGGCAAGGUGGAAGUGUGACUGGGGAGUGGGUGAAUUUUCUUUGCACGGCAAGCCUCAGGUGAGGUCUGGC
Messenger RNA from Talpa occidentalis (Iberian mole), 1863 nucleotides. RefSeq names its product TNFRSF1A associated via death domain (gene TRADD). Gene Ontology annotation, molecular function: transmembrane receptor protein tyrosine kinase adaptor activity. The transcript has 6 exons. Gene Ontology annotation, biological process: extrinsic apoptotic signaling pathway; positive regulation of canonical NF-kappaB signal transduction. Gene Ontology annotation, cellular component: tumor necrosis factor receptor superfamily complex. The record is from RefSeq and is a predicted model, not a curated record. Bases 327 to 1283 code for a protein of 318 amino acids. Lineage: Eukaryota; Metazoa; Chordata; Mammalia; Eulipotyphla; Talpidae.